Chelonia mydas (Green sea turtle) is the source of this 4602-nucleotide messenger RNA. It is a transcript of the gene ENG, whose product is annotated as endoglin. Lineage: Eukaryota; Metazoa; Chordata; Testudines; Cheloniidae. The transcript is spliced from 15 exons. Bases 384 to 2225 code for a protein of 613 amino acids. The record is from RefSeq and is a predicted model, not a curated record. Gene Ontology annotation, biological process: vasculogenesis.
UAAAGGGAGUUAAUUUCCUGCCGCGCCGCGUCAUCAGGGCUGGAUUGAGUCAGUGCUGCCCAUUCAGGCAUUGUGAGUCCCACACAGCACCUCCACGCUGCAGAGCAGCCCGGGCGCAGCAAGUGGCAGCCGCCUCGCCAGCCCACGACGGCCGGCUCCGGUUCUGCUGCUUCCUCCACUUCUGCAUCGCCACGAGCUCUGAAACUCCCCAAGGCUGGAGUGGAGACGCUUCCCCUCCCUCCGGCUUUGUCUCCGCGGUCCUGUAGCAAAACAGUGCAGCCCGUCGGGGGUUCCUGGUGCGAGGCCCCUGCCUCUGGACACAGGCUAAGAAGUGCCGGGAGGCAGAGAAGAGAGGCAGAGCAGGGAGUCGGCAUUCCCACCCCAUGGAGGCUGGGCUGUUCCUAGCAGCGCUGCUGCUCUCUUGCACACCGAUACGCACAAGUCCCAUGAGCGCUGAUGUUUGCACCCUUCAGCAGAUGAUGAAGGACAAGGUGUCUUACACAACAGGCAAGACUGUGAGUGGCUGUGUGAGCCGCAGCACCGUGGGGGGACCCCAGGAAGUCCACGUUCUCCAAGUGAAAAUGGAGAAGAUGGGGCACUUCCAGUUGAGUGUGUCCUCAGCAGGACGGACCACCCCACCUGAGCGAAAGGUGCUGUUUGUGAUCAUCUGUGACAAGUCCUGUAGGGUGACAGUUCAUUCGGCGGAUCUCCACCCGACCUUUGUCUCGAAUAACAUGGUCAGUGGCGUCACAUGCAACGUGUCAAGCGCCUUCGAGCAUAUCAGUGAUGAGCUGCUUGUGCAACGGGUGAAAGAACACUAUGGGGGCAUCACGUCCUUCACCAAGCUGGAAAACCCCAACCACAUCCACUUCCGAGUGGGCGAAGAUGCUAGCAGUCCGGAGGACUGCAUCGUGCAGUCUGGGUUCAGUGCCCGGCGGUACCUACAGACCGAGUUCUUAGUCCAAGAGGUUAAAGGCUGCACCAGCCCCAGUGCGAAGAAGGGGAAGGAGGCUCACAUCUUGCACGUGCAGCAGGGCCCAGAGGAGACCAGCUCUCAGCCCGUGGAGGUGAAGGUGAAUGUGGUCUGCCCCGAAGCAAAGCUGCUGCAGGAUCUGAAAAUACUGCUGAUCCUCCAAAGCCAACCCAACGUGACCUGGAACAUUGAUACACAACGCACCGUGAGCAUCAUGGCGUCUGGGAAAUACUGGAUCACCAUAUUCCCCUCCAAGGCAUUGGAUGAGAAUGUCCUCCCUGACAAUGAGCAGGGCCUGAUUGGCUUGGCCCGCGAGAGAGGAUUUGAUGACAUAGCUUCAUAUACAGACAUCCCGUCUGCUACCCACGUGACCCUUGAGCUGCACAGAUGUGAACCAGAAGUGAAGACUCCACCACCAACACCUGCACAACACCCUGUGACCAUCAAUAUUGUUCAAGCAUUUUUCAGUCUGUCCCGACCGUGGAAGUGCAUGGACGACUCCAUUGAGAUAGUCGUGCUGAAGACGUCCUUACAGGGAUUAAAUGUCCACAUCACGGAUAUCACAUUGCAAGACCCCCAUUGCAGAGCCGAACAAAACAAAACUCACUUUGUGCUGAAAAGGUAUUUGGGGGACUGCCACACCGAACUGGAGAGGGGAAGCCAAGCCAAGAAUAAGCUGAUCCUGACACUGGCUUCAUCUCUGGAGAAAGUCGAGGUGCCGUUGGAGUGCAAACUGCCGCAGGAGCUCCAUUUGCAGCUUUACCGGACCCAGGACUUCAAGUGGCCUUCUACCACCGUGCUGGAAGUCAACAAAGCUGCUUAUGUCCAGGUCUCGUUUCGGGCAGGGAUUGCCCAGACUCCCGUGAAGGUGGAGGAGUGCUCUCUGCAGGCUGCUGGCGAGGAGCCUCAGCAGCUCCUGAUCCAGCCUGUCACGGCGCUCGGCCAAGCAGUGACCGUCCUCAAGCCAACAGAAGCCACUCUGGGCCGGGAGCUCCAUCGCUUCAGCUUUGUCUACAGCCUGGCUGGGGGAGGGCCCUUUCCUCCUUGCGCCACCCUGUCGUGCAGAGUGACCUUGCCUUUCAACGACAGCACCGUCGAGAGAAAAUUAGAGGUGACGCUGCAGGACACCAGACCUCCACCUUCCAGCCUAGGGAUAGAAGCAGUCGUGGGGAUCACCUUCGCAGCCUUCUUAAUCGGCACGCUCCUCACCGCCGCGCUCUGGUGCAUUUACUCCCAUACCCCGCCUGUGUAAACACAGGGACAAUUGGCUUAUCUCAGCACUGACAGGGCCGUGAUUGGGCCAGGGAAGAUUGAGCCACCACAUGCUCUGUGUUCCCUCGUCAUCAGCUGAUUGGCUGUGAGCAACCCCCUGGCGCCUGCCUAAUGUUUUCCAUUUUUUCUGACAUGUAACAUCCUCCAGGCCCCAUGGCCAAAAUGCAGCCGGUCUCCACCAACGCCCCAGCCUCCGAGAGCAGCAGCCCCAAUCACAGCGUCGGCAGCACCCAGAGCACCCCCUGUUCCACCAGCAGCAUGGCCUAGGCAGCAGGCCACCCGGACACCCCCGCCCCUCGGGGAGAGAGGGGCUGUCUGGGAGCUCCCGCCCAUGGACUUCAUCGGAGCCGCAGGCAGCUGAGCUCCCCGACCCAGGGACAGCUGUGGGGGAGAAGACAGUGGGGCCCGUCCCUCGUAGCCUGCUCUGCUGGACAGGCACAGCGGAGAGGAGCAACCACACCGUCACUUUUCACGCACUCCGGGAGCAACACGCCCACCAGCUCUCCACAGCCGGAACUGAACAAAGGAAGGUACCAGCAGCAUGCUGAGGGCUGGGAGACCAGGCCAGGCCCAUGCCAGCCACAGGCUGGGAGCGUGAGCAUGAGGACUAGCAGCCAGCACGUUGGGAGAGCGGAUGGCCCAGGGAGCCUUUCACUCCGAGGCCAGACGUUCUCUGCCCAGGAGCCGGAGUGCCCGAAAUCCCUCUAACUCUCUCCUGCAGCUGUUCAGUAGCCAGCCUGAGAGGGGCUGGGGGCAUCUGUCCAUUUCCUAAUGCAGAGAUGGCCCCGCUGGAACCCCCCUGUCCUGCCCCCUUUGCAGGCUGCCCCAGGAGAGGGGCCAAAGCCUGACGGGGGCGUAAGGCCUGAACUCCCCACGCCGGGGUCCCCCAGUCAAGGAGUGGGCUCGGCUGGUGCUGCUGCCGUCCACUUCCCAGACUAAGGGGAAAGGCCCCUGCUCACUGCCAAUCCCUCCAGCUGAAGAAUCACCGUCGCCUCCCACGCAGCCCAUCUGCUGGGAUCCAGCCCAUGAGCGGGAGCAGCCACUCCAAUGCGCUGCCACUCACAGCAGAGCUUAAGUCAGCAUGAGCCCAGCCCUUUGCCCCGGGCCUCAGCCUGGCAGCCAGUGGGCUCCAGAGCCAGCUGCUUAGACCCACUCCGACUGCAGCGGUUGCCAAACGCGGUCAAGGUGCUGCCGGUCUCCCAGGCCCACUUAGGCGCAGGUGAGGCAGCUGAAAUCAGCAGGUCCCCUCGUGGAACCUGGGUGCUCAGACAGCAGCUGUGUGUCCAGACUCCGGCCAGGCAAGGGGAGGCGAGGCUCCCGGGCCAGACGGGGUUUUCCUGCUGGAGGGAUUUGUUCCACCCCAGUCCGGUUCCUUGUCAGGGACCGACUCCUACAGAUCGGGGCAGGCGGCAGGGAAGGAUUCCUCCCCCAUGCCCUGGGGCUGCUGGAAAGGCGUGCGCACGCGCACAGCAAAUAGGAAGCUGGGAUUCUGCUCCCCCAUGACUGUGAUGGGCAGGGAGCGCCCCCCGGUCACCUGGCUGGGCUGCGGUGUAGAGCUCGGGGCCCGGCCGUCGUGGCCCUUUCGGGCCGUGGCACACCCAGCGUUCCUUGCUGUACAUAAUCCUCUAGCCCUGCAGUCACACAGCCGCGGUGCUGAGGCAGCGUGUCAGUUACCAGCAACUAUGUACCUUUCCUUUUGCGGGGGGGUUAGACCGAGCGGGUCUUUACGUGUGUGCCAGACACAGCCCAGACACAGCCCAGGGCGAGGCGCGAGGCACAGCUGCGGGAACACGGGGGCCUGCGUGGCGAAGCCACAGGGGGGAGUGUUUUCUGACUGGCGACCUGGCAUGACGGCGGGCGCCAUGCCUCUGCCCUGGAAGCACUGGGGCGAGAGGUGGGCUCGGGUCCUGCAGAGCCCCCCCCACCACACAAACACCCCCCCCCCCGGUCCCCCCAGGGGGCUUGACCCUGACUGAAGUGUCACUGAUGCCUCCUUUACUAAACGUAACCCACCGGGAGACACCCACUCUGGCAGCUCGCUGGCCUAUUUCAGGCCCCCCAGGCUGAACGCCUGGCCCUUGGGGGACUGAGUGUAAUUAAAGUCACACGUGGACCCCCUCCCCCCCCCCGAGCCAUAGCGCAGCUGGCUGGGAGUCGCGGGCUCUCAGCCGAGGGCCUGGCUCCACCGGCCCGCAGACCAGGUUUGACGCCCCCAGGCUCAGAACCAGUCUGAAUGGCGCCCACCGGCUGGGCCUUGCCCUCCCUCCCCAGCCCCAGGGUUGUGCCUCUGGUCUGUAAAUAUUUGUACUGACCCCGUGUAACCAUGAUAACGUAUCAAUAAAAGUGGGUUGACUGGA